Molecule: messenger RNA, 2309 nt
Organism: Cynocephalus volans (Philippine flying lemur)
Lineage: Eukaryota; Metazoa; Chordata; Mammalia; Dermoptera; Cynocephalidae
Gene: GID4
Product: GID complex subunit 4 homolog
Exons: 8
Coding region: 1-1158 (385 amino acids)
Biological process (GO): negative regulation of gluconeogenesis; protein catabolic process in the vacuole; proteasome-mediated ubiquitin-dependent protein catabolic process
Cellular component (GO): GID complex
Source: RefSeq, a predicted model, not a curated record
AUGCGCGGCGCGAAACCUGUGAACAGCUCCCCCGGACGCCGCCAUCUUGCACAUGACACCAACGGCGCGCCGUCGCCGCCGCGCGCCUCUCGCGCACACACCCCGUCAAUUAGCGUCAUAAUCGCACCUCGCCCCGCCCCUCCGCGCCGCGCCUCGGAAGAAGACUACGAGUCCCAGAGGGCUUCUCGCGCAGCCCGCCACGUGUUUUCUCCGCCCGCCAAUGGGCGGAGGCGCCGCGGGCGGUGUGUGUGUGUGCGAGAGCAAGUGGGGAGGGGGACCCAGCUCAGGACGGGGAGGCCCGGCUCGCAGGUCCCGGGGUCCCGGUGGCGGCCGGAGCGCUUGGUCCGCAGGCAGCGGGCGGGUGGUCACCGCUCCCGCCCCCGCCCCCGCCCCGCGCGUGCGUGCCCCGGCCCCUCCCUCCCCGCCACCCUCCUCGGCUCCCGCGCGGCGGCGGCGGCGGUUCCUCUCCCCCUCCCCCCAGCCCUGGCUCCGGGGGACCCCGCGAUGCCGGUCCGCACCGAGUGUCCCCCGCCGGCCGGUGCCUCGGCCGCUUCGGCGGCCUCGCUCAUCCCGCCGCCGCCCAUCAACACCCAGCAGCCCGGCGUGGCCACCAGCCUCCUCUACAGCGGCUCCAAGUUCCGCGGCCACCAGAAGAGCAAGGGGAACUCGUACGACGUAGAGGUGGUGCUGCAGCACGUCGACACGGGGAACUCUUACCUUUGUGGGUACCUGAAGAUUAAAGGCCUUACUGAGGAGUAUCCAACCCUUACGACCUUCUUUGAAGGAGAAAUAAUCAGCAAAAAACACCCUUUCUUAACUCGCAAGUGGGACGCGGAUGAAGAUGUCGAUCGGAAACACUGGGGCAAGUUUCUGGCUUUUUACCAGUAUGCAAAAUCGUUUAAUUCAGAUGACUUUGAUUAUGAAGAGCUGAAGAAUGGGGAUUACGUCUUCAUGAGGUGGAAGGAACAGUUUCUGGUUCCAGAUCACACGAUCAAAGACAUCAGCGGUGCCUCCUUUGCUGGCUUCUACUACAUCUGCUUUCAGAAGUCAGCAGCCUCCAUAGAGGGCUACUACUACCACAGGAGUUCAGAAUGGUAUCAGUCCCUCAAUCUAACCCAUGUUCCUGAACACAGUGCACCCAUCUACGAAUUCCGGUGACAGCGGUUCAGAACAGCAACCAAAUAAAACUGAACUUGGCAAAAAAGAACUUUGCCAAGAAAAUUGUGUACCUGCCAGAACCAGGAGAACGUGUGUUCCUGUUUCUUCAUGAGCAGACUCGCAUCAGAAAGCAUGAAUGUUAACCCACAGAAUCCAAGGAGCAAGGCCGACUGGCGGGGCACGUGGAGGGGGCGGUCUCUGUUCUCCAUCCCUCUCUGUGGCAAUUUGGGCUUCAUCUGUUUUUAAGCUACCUUAAGCGCACUUUCCCUUCCUGCACAGCUAACUUCCAUGUCACUGGAAUGUCCGCUCCUUUCUCUGUUCCCACCUGCAGCUGAUUAGAAGGUCAGCUCCCGGAUCACCUUCAGCCUUGGUGCUCAGUGGUCCCCACCCAGGCCUCCUCCCCUCCCCCAGUUGCUUUGUCUGGUAGCUUAAGAGAAGGCAGAGCCCCAGCAUGUCUGUGCCCCCAGAGCUCUGCACAGGGAGUAGGUGAGCUGCUGCAGCAUCUGCCACCAACGAGGCGAGGGAUGGAGGCCAAGCCGGUCUCUACUGGGCCUCCUCAGUGUUCAGAUCUGAUGGCUUCGUGGGGUCAGCAGGCACUGCGGAGCCCUGUGCUGAUAAAAACACAGAGCUAGUAAGUGGCUGUGAGGUUCCCUGGGCCUGCUGUCGGGGACCGCUAAAUGUAAGGCUUCCAGAUCCCUGUCAGGAACAGAUUCCAGUCCUGCUUAUUACUCAGUACAUUUGCUCCAAACUUUUGAACUUGAGGGCAAUACUAAACUUAAAAAUAAGAGUUUUUUUAUUACAAAAUUAUUUUUAUGGUCCCUUUAACAAGGACCCUAUGGCAAAUGCACAAUUAUUCAGAAUUACAUUUUAUCGUUUUCACAUUGAAAACAGCAAAUGUUGACUUAGUAAUUUUUAUAUCUAUAUCUAUAUGUAUAUGUAUAUUUAAUCAACCAGCAGUUUUGAAACUAGGCAUCCUGGUACAAAAGUUUUGCAGCAUUGCGUAAAUUAUAGUGCUAAACACAAGAACUGUUUUUGGGGCCAGUUUAGCAUUUGUACCUUCUCCUUUUGCUACUUAAAACAACAGUGCUUCAUGGCGACCUUUUCCAUGAGGCAGAAGGGGUCGUCAUUCUCCGAAAACAGUGACUCAAAUG